This is a messenger RNA of Oreochromis aureus, 769 nucleotides long. RefSeq names its product complement C1q-like protein 2. The transcript is spliced from 3 exons. Bases 26 to 514 code for a protein of 162 amino acids. The record is from RefSeq and is a predicted model, not a curated record. Gene Ontology annotation, molecular function: protein binding. Lineage: Eukaryota; Metazoa; Chordata; Actinopteri; Cichliformes; Cichlidae.
GAAAAACUACAUCCAACUUGCUUUAAUGUUAAAAGGACUGGAGGCCAAGCUGAAGGACACUGAGAACCAGUUUGAGAAAAAGUUGGCGAAUCUGAGGUCAGAGAUCCAAGGCAGUCGAGUGGCAUUUGGUGCAUCCAUCAGUAAUGUUGGAACUAUUGGACCAUUCAAUACAGAGAUCACACUGCUCUACAGGAAUGUCUACUUUAACUCAGGCUCUUACAACCCUGCAACAGGUAUUUUCACUGCUCCGGUCAGAGGAGUUUAUUACUUCAGCUUCUCUGGUCAUAAUUCAUCAUCUAGACCAAUGGGGCUGCGACUGAUGAAGAAUGGAGAGCAGAUGGUGACAGUGUACAACCAUGUUGCUGGAAAUCGCCCUGAGACGGCAACCAAUGGCAUGACUCUGCGGCUGGCUGCAGGAGACCAGGUGUACAUGAGGCUCCGUGCAAACACCUGGAUUUAUGAUAAUAACAACAACCACAGCACCUUCAUUGGCCAUUUGUUAUUCCCUCUGUGACUAAGAUAAAGUUCAGACAAGCAUAGUUGAAAAGUCAGAUAUGUGAGUGAGGAGAAAACCUUAAAACAAAGACAUUUUGUUUAUGAUUAGUGGACGUGUGGAGAGAAGUUUAUUUCAAUACAGCUAAAAAUAACAUGGCUAAACAUUAAUAGUUCUGUAUCUUCAGUUUUAAAAUAUAUUACUGGCUGCUGUGUGACAAAACCCUCAAAAACAACUGGGAUAUAAAUGAAUGAAUCACUGUAUAGUAGGUGUAAA